Cydia fagiglandana is the source of this 994-nucleotide messenger RNA. It is a transcript of the gene Ankrd49, whose product is annotated as ankyrin repeat domain-containing protein 49-like. NCBI's taxonomy places the organism in Eukaryota, Metazoa, Arthropoda, Insecta, Lepidoptera, Tortricidae. Gene Ontology annotation, molecular function: protein binding. The transcript has 3 exons. The coding region runs from base 113 to 844 and encodes 243 amino acids. The record is from RefSeq and is a predicted model, not a curated record.
UGAACUGAAGACAUGCUGAAGACCCAAGACCCGUGUUUUUAAGUAGUUUAUUCAUAAUUAAUAUUAAAUUUAUAGGUGUAAAUCGCGGAUUAGGUAUACUUUUAUCUCAGCUAUGUCAGACUCUGAAGAAUCAGAUGUGUUUAAUGAAGAGCCUAUCAGGUCAUUUCAUGAUAUUCACGACGAAAUAGAAAGAUGCAAGAAAAACCCGGCAACUUCGGGUAUGUUUGUGUCUGGCUGGGAUGAUGCAGACGAGGGCGUGGAGGAAGUAAAGGAUCCUAAAGCUAACCCUGUAGACCAUGUUCUAUGGGCUGCUGAAAAUGCUGACAUUGCAGCUCUCAAAGAACUAUUGGCUGCUCAACCAGAUCUAGUCAACGCUAAAGACAGCAAUCUGUACACACCUCUUCACCGUGCUGCUUACGGAAACCAUGUGACUACCAUAACAUAUCUGUUGAGUGUUGGCGCUAAGUUGGAUGCUAAAACUGAGUUUGGCUGGACACCUCUGCAUUCUGCUGCCAACUGGAAUAACUACUGGGUUGUUGCGAGACUACUAGCAGCUGGUGCCAACCCAGCUGCAGUGUCUGAGGGAGACCAAACACCACUACAUUUAGCAGCAGCAAAAAGUCACAGUAAAUCUACCAUUAUCACAUUGCUCUUUCAAGAAAACAGUGUGCAGGUGGCUCAGAUGGUUAAUAAUGUCGGAGAAAAACCUGAAGAACUAGCUCGUGGGCAUGGAAUAUAUGCUCCACUAUUUGAAAUGGUAAUGCCUGCUGCUUCUUACAUUAAGUCAAUUGGAUUCACUUGCAAUCCAUAUUUAAGAAUGGAAAAACUAUCAGAACCCGAGUGAGUGGGAGUGGGACAAAUGAUAAGUACAUAAUUUUACUACAGUAAAUUUAUUUCCAUAGUACCUAAGCACUUAUUUAACUAUAACUAUGUAAGUGAUGUUUACAAGUAUUUUCAUGAUUUUUGAAUACAGCAAUCUAACAAGGUCUAUCAA